AUGAACGAACCAGUAGGGAUUGCGAGGAAUAACGACCCGGAUGUGGCUGGAGCAUCUGCCCGGCCACCACGGGAACGUACUCGCAAGGUUGCUAGCCAAAUAACACCGAUGGCAGGCAACCGAAAAGCGCCUAGAAUAUGGCAAAAGGAUGAAGAGGAUGUGCUGCGGGCUGAGCUAAGCGAAUAUUCACAAGGUAACACACCAUUCCUAAGGUGGGACGUACUGCAGAGGGCGCUGCCAAAGCGAACCCUGCCUGCAAUCAAAAAGCGAGUUACCGAAGUGAAGAACCGUGACGCCAACCAGAGAAAAGAGGCUCGAGUGAAAGCUAAGGAGAGCGCGAUGAACCGCAGCUAUGACCCGCAGCCAAACGAGAGCGAGGUAAGAGAACGCGAGGACCCAGAGGAGGGUACCAAGCAAUCAGCAGAACUGGAGCGAGGUGAGACUGAAAGUGAAGAUUCUAACGAUGACAUCCACGACAUUCCGAGGAAGCUAACGGACGAGGGCGACGCCUGGCUCCAGACGCUGAGGAGAACGCUGCCGGAUCACAGAUGGACACACACAGUAGUUAACGCGGCCGUGUAUGCGAGACCCUGCGAACUGAACUAUACUGGCGACGUGGUGCCAAGGGAAACAGCCCCCCCAUGGAAGGUGAUUGCGGCGAUCCGAAAGAACCGUAAAGCGGGAAUCAGGACCGUCCGUCACCUUGAAGCGAGCAUUCUCGACGUUAAACUCCGCAAGGAGAACAAGUCGUUCGCGCUGAAAAGGGAUGAAAGCGAUCGACAGAGAAUCCGCUCGAGGGUUGCUGGGACCCGAAAACAGCUUCACACCACAACAGGGAACAUUGACCAUUCCCAAGUCCUCGCCACAUGGGAACAAAUAUUCGGACGUGAGCGCAAGUUCACCAAAACGAACAUCAUCACCCAAUGGCUGAAGGACUUGGACGAAAGUCUCGCUGGGGACGAAGUAACUGAAGAUAGAGAUGAAGUGAGGAGGUUGGGUGAAAGUGUAGUAAAGAAGAUGAAAGGUCGGAAAGCGCCCGGGCCGGACGGAAUUCGAGCGAUCUGGUGGCAAAAGCUACCAACGGCGAGAUUGGCGAUCUUCACGCUAAUCAAUCGCACGCUCGAUGCGCAUAACCCGUCUCUGCCCAGGUGGCUCACUGAAGGCAGGACAUUGCUGCUUCCGAAAUGCGAUGAUCCGAAGCCUGACCAGUACCGACCUAUUUGUCUCUUGAACACGCAAUACAAGGUGAUCACGGGUGUACUAACAGCGAUGAUCGCCCCCAUUGCCGAAAUGAAUCAGAAAUUGCUACCUAUUACGCAAAAAGCAAUCCGGAAAGGUGUCUCCGGCUGCCUCGAAAGCCAUCUAACGGAUCGGAGCGUCCUUCUGGACGCGAAACUCCGAAAGAGGGGCCCCCACUCGGAGCUGUGGGAGGCUUGGCUUGAUUUCGCAAAAGCAUUUGAUUCAAUCAGCCACGCAUAUCUACUUGAACUAGUAGAUAGGUUUCCAAUACGCAGCGGAGCGAAAGCCCUGCUUCGAAACCUAAUCAAGGCAUGGGAGGUGAAAAUCAUCCUGGCAGGACACGAGAUAGGGAAGAUCCGGAUCAGGAGUGGCAUCCUGCAAGGGGACUCACUAUCACCGUUACUGUUUUGCAUUGCGGUUGCCCCCAUCAGCUACCAUCUAAAUAAGAUGACUGGUGGGUAUACCACUGAAACACGGACCGUGGGGCAACAGCAAUCCACCUUCAACCACCUGUACUACAUUGAUGACCUGAAGUUAUUCGCCCACAGCGAAGCAGAACUGGCGCGAGGCCUGCGGAUUGUGCAGGAUACCGGUCAAGCCAUGGGUUUGUGGAUUAACCCUGGGAAAAGCGCGUACAAUGUCAUCUGCGCUAAUCCGGAAGCGGACGGACCCGAUGUUCUAGAGGGUAUCCCGAAGCUGAAAGGCGAGGACGGGUAUCGAUACCUAGGUAUCUAUCAAAGGGGCCAAACCGCAGGACUUGCAACAGUAUCCGAUUUGAAGAAGACUAUUGGCGAACGGACGAGGGAAAUCGUACAUACCCAAGACAUAACUUCGGCGCAAAUCAUUGCGAGGAUCAAUCAAGAGCUGAUCCCGAAGGCGGAGUACGUAUUCUCGAUGAACCAACUGCUAAAUAGCUUCGAACAAGUCGUAGCCCUGACCAAGAAACUGGAGCGCAUCACCAUGGAAUCUCUCACUGAAGGUGAAACCAAGUUGUGGUAUCAGACAGCCGCCAAGAAUAGAAUCUACGUCGACAGAGAAGACGGAGGACUCGGCCUCAGGAGUUUCGCAGAAGCAUUGCAAAGGGGCAUCUUCCGGGCAUUUGUACACCUAGUACUACACCCGAACACCAGCGAACUCCUCGGGAUCCAUUGCAAGGCUGAGCGGCAAAAACGCCGGUCGCUCAUCUCUGAUUUUAACAGAGCCAUGCAGUGGACUCCUGCGAUAACCUUCGAAAUUGACACCAAGAGACUAUUUAUUGGAGGGGUGGAGCACACGACACCGGAAACCGCCCUAACCAGCGGACUGGCAACAAUCCGAUCUCACUUUAAACGAUACUGGCUGGAGAGCUGGCAUCAGGUCGAAGGGCGUGCCCAGAGAACUGAUACCGGGAAAACUCUCUGGCUUGAGAAAGGAUGGGUGGCACCAAACGUGACACGGGUGGUCACAGCGGUGCAAUCGGAACGGAUCAUUGAAGUCUCCUCGCGGCUGGGGAGAAAGUGCCCUUGCGGAGCUCUCGAGACCGCAGAGCACAUCUCGAACCAGUGCGAGAGAUCUUCAUUCACUACCUACAUGCGACGACACGACGCAGUCGCGCGAUCCAUAUACAAGUUCCUUGCCAAAAAGUACGGAGUUGAAACAGUACAUUACUCAAAGUGCCCACCGCCUGAGAGCAGAGGGAAAACUGGCGUCCUGUGGUGGGACGUAAAGAUCCCGGCGCGUGAUAACAUCUAUCAUACGCGCCCUGAUAUCGUUCUGUUCAUCCGCAGCAAAGAUGGUACCGGUGGGCCCACCACCUGGUAUGAUCGAAUUGUUGUGAUCGAAAUCGCUGUAGCUUGGCCCGAUAAUAUGGAAUUGGCUAAAAACAUAAAAACGUGGAGGUACACUGUGAACGGCGAGAAGGCUGAUAACGAGAGCACAGCCCCACUUAAAGGUGGUCCGAACAUUUGUUUGGAACUCGCUGAACGAUACCACGCAAAAGUCGAUUUCAUACCGCUGGUGAUCGGAGCGUGUGGAGAAGUCCCUGAAUACACCAGAGAAGCGAUUCGUCGCCAACUGGGAAUUGGAGGGAAAGUGGAGGAAAAGUUGGCGGAACAGUUAAGCCGCGCGGCGGCUUGCGGCACGUACUAUUGCUUCCUAAGCCAUUUUGCGAGCACUAGAGGACCUCCCAUCCAAGGA
Messenger RNA from Mesorhabditis spiculigera, 3414 nucleotides. NCBI's taxonomy places the organism in Eukaryota, Metazoa, Nematoda, Chromadorea, Rhabditida, Rhabditidae. The record is from the annotation of a GenBank genome assembly.